UUCCUCCCCAAGUUAUUGUGUUGGAUUACCGAGUUUUGUGGAGAAGAUCAAGAUGAAUGCUUUAUCUUCCUCUUCUUUGUGUGUGGCCCACCGAGCUAUUUUUGUCCAUGGACCAUGGCACCUUAGGAAAGGGUGCACCCAUAUCCGAAAGAGCAAGCCAGGCUCACUGCUCAUGGCCCAUGCAUCUCUAGACGAGGCUACCAAAGCCAGGAACAAGAAGGCUGAAAGGGACGCAUACCUCUUCGCCGCUCUCGCUUCCUCUCUCGGCCUCUCUUCCAUGGCCGCUGGAGCCGUUUAUUAUCGUUUUGCAUGGCAAAUGGGUGGGGAUAUUCCAUUGGAGGAGGCGUUUGGGACGUUCGCUUUAGCUGUUGGAGCUACGGUAGGAAUGGAACAUUGGGCACGUUGGGCCCACAGAGCACUAUGGCAUUCUUCUCUUUGGAGUAUGCACGAGUCCCACCACAGGCCAAGGGAGGGCCCAUUUGAAUUGAAUGAUGUGUUCGCCAUCAUCAACUGCAUACCCGCAAUAUCUCUGAUGGCCUGUGGCUUCUUCAACAGUGGACUUCUUUCCAGCCUCAGCUUCGGAACGGGGCUAGGAAUUACAGUUUACGGAAUGGCCUACAUGUUCGUCCAUGAUGGUCUUAUUCACAAAAGAUUCCCGGUGGGCCCGAUAGCCGACUUCCCCUAUUUACAAAAGGUGGCAGCUGCACAUCAGCUUCACCAUGCAGACAAAUUCAACGGCGUUCCCUACGGACUCUUUCUGGGGCCCAAGGAACUAGAAGAGGUGGGCGGUUCGGAAGAGCUGGAGAGAGUGAUCAAGGCGAGAAAACGGCAUCAGGAAGAGGCAUCUAACCAAGGAUAGAAGCAAUGGGAUGUUUGUGCAUUGUACAUAGCACUAGCGGUAUUAUAUAAUGCUAGCGAAGAGAGAUCAAUACCUUUGGGUUUUCAGUUUGUACAAGUGGGGCCCAUAGUUUGAUGCCCAAAAACGUUGAUAUGAUGGGGCUCAAAAUGGACGGUCCAUGCACCAGAAAUCCCCCAGAAAUGAAGAUCCUAGCUAUAGGAAUAUUUACUCUGUUAACUGUUGAACGGGAAAUGUUGAUGUAUCUUCUUUCUUAAUCUUUUUCUUCUUCUUAAAUAUUAUUUUAUAAAA
Magnolia sinica is the source of this 1147-nucleotide messenger RNA. RefSeq names its product beta-carotene 3-hydroxylase 1, chloroplastic-like. Bases 53 to 859 code for a protein of 268 amino acids. The record is from RefSeq and is a predicted model, not a curated record. Gene Ontology annotation, cellular component: chloroplast. Gene Ontology annotation, molecular function: beta-carotene 3-hydroxylase activity; iron ion binding. Gene Ontology annotation, biological process: carotene metabolic process; xanthophyll biosynthetic process. NCBI's taxonomy places the organism in Eukaryota, Viridiplantae, Streptophyta, Magnoliopsida, Magnoliales, Magnoliaceae. The transcript is spliced from 7 exons.